Molecule: messenger RNA, 1824 nt
Organism: Symbiodinium natans
Lineage: Eukaryota; Dinophyceae; Suessiales; Symbiodiniaceae
Source: the annotation of a GenBank genome assembly
AUGACCAGAUCACACAAGUGCCGAGUAGAAGCCCAGAAGCCAUCGGAGCCACCCGUUUGUGCGAUGGCUUUGGCAUACUGGCAGCUAGUGCUGGGCACCAUCCACCAGCAGCCGUUUCUCGUCAUCUGCGUUGUUGCCUUGACUUGGCUGCAGUGGGAGACCAUCCCCAGCUUCCCGGUCAACCUUCUGCAGCAUGUGCAGCGCAAAGGCAAGGAGAAGGCUGAGGACAGCCGUGAGACCGCUCUUAGCGCCCGUGUGGACGAGAAGCUCGCCAACGUUCAGGCUCAUGUCUGGAGGACGGCUUCGCGCAUCCUGGUGCACCUGAAUCUCGUUACGUUUCUCGUUGGCAUGGUAGACUACCAGCUCGAUCCCGGUUUCACGCGUUUGUGGUGGCUGCUGGUCUUGGCCAUCGUUCACAUCCUCUACUUGCUUGGAGCCAUAGAAACACUAGAGCAGACGCGCGAGCGCAUUCAUUUCGUGUGCACGGUCAUCAAUGGCAUGGGUGUGGCAACUGCUUUGGCCAGCGCGUGGGAGAGCAAGGAGGAUUACCUAGGACGCACCAACAUCUCCAUGACAGGUCAAAUCCUCUUCGCUCUCAUCUUCCCAGCGGAGAAAAGGAUCAUCGCGCAGUUUGGAGUGCUGUACAUGGUGGCAUACUGCUACGCUGGGAUUAGUACCUGUGGCCCUGAGUCGGUCACUGGAUGGUUCGUGGUGCAGCAGCUUCUACAGCUUGUGGUUGUGAUGUUAGUGCCCACUGUGAUACAGAGCAUUGUGCGAGAUCAAAUCAAAGCAUCCCUGGAAUCACAAGACGCUGACUCGCUCGUGUCAGCUUUCCGCCAUCUACUCAAAGGGGUCUCAGAUGGGGACUUGCUUUUAGACAGCAACUUCAACAUUUGCGGGAAUGCAAGCUGCUUACAGCGACUUCUGGGAACGCAUGAAGACUUCAACGGGCGCAACUUUCUGGAUCUGAUCACUGAGCCGGGGUCCGUGCCGUUUUCCAAAUUCCUCGUCGCCGAAGGUGGAGGAUCCUCGGCAAGUGCAACCCCGGGUUCCAAGUGCCCCAACAUGCCGCAAGGUGUACGUGUGCACCUACAAGGUUCAGGUUGUGAAGUGCCCGUGGAUGUCUUUCAUGUUGUGCUCCCCGAGCUCUAUGGCACCAGCGCCACGCACCACCUGCUAGCCAUAAUGGAGCAUUCUGAGCCGUGUGUCCGGUCCGUCCGGUCCGAGCCCAGGCAAGGCGCGGCCCCAGCUAGUCUGCCAGAGGGGAAAGAAGGGAAAGAAGACGUAUUCACAGAGUCCCAUGAGAGAGGAAGCGAGGACAUGGAUGCGAGCCACAUGGUACAACAGUUCGCAGAGCAGCUCGCGCAACAGUUCAACGUGCUUUCAGACCUCACAUUGCUCGUGAACGCCAACACCGAGCUGAUUGACAUAGAGGAGGCUGUGAUGCACUUUGCGCACAACGAUGCGGUCGAGAUGACAAGUUUGAAUGGGUUGGUUCCCCCGCGGGAGUGGCAUGGAAUCAAGUCCAAGCUGCAUCAGUUUGCUCGUGCCACUCGUUCCCGCCGCCCCAAGCCUUCCAGUUUGCCAUCCAUGGUGCUGCGGUUUCCGGGGCAGGAGGAGGACACUUACCUGCGAGCAAGGCGUGUGUCCAUCGAACCCGUCUACUCUGCCACAUUCCAUGAAGCUGAGCCCACUCUUGUGUACUUGCGCCUGAGCAAAUUCAGCAUCUGGCGCCAAACUGCGGCAGAGGCGGAGAUGCGAAGGCAACUUAGAAGCGGUGAGAUGCAGGAUGACGUCCUGCGAACGCCGUGCGCGAGUCUGUGA